Messenger RNA from Amorphotheca resinae ATCC 22711, 501 nucleotides. RefSeq lists its product as hypothetical. The coding region runs from base 172 to 483 and encodes 103 amino acids. NCBI's taxonomy places the organism in Eukaryota, Fungi, Ascomycota, Leotiomycetes, Helotiales, Amorphothecaceae. The transcript has a single exon. The record is from RefSeq and is a predicted model, not a curated record.
AGAAAAUGGAUACUAAUCCUCGAUAUGCAGCCCAGAGCCUCUUCAACUGAUAUCUGAUAACGAGAUAGGACACCAAACUUACCCCUUCCCCAUUCUUGAACUCAGAAUAGGAUGAUCCUUAAGUUUUGAACUUCUCUCGAGCUCCCCAAAGAGACUGAAAUCAGAACUUCCAUGGAGUCCCCGCACAGCAGAAAGACGCCCUUCCAAGCAAGACAGCCAGUAGCACAUCGCUCAUACCUACCCUCCCACUCCUCAAAACAACCAUAUUCUAUGCCAGCAGACCAGAAUCUCUCAAAUCCAAGAAGACAGCUCCCCUCAUCAAUGACAUUUCCCUCCCCCGCAUCUCUUCGCAACACCUCGAUACUUACCGUAUAUAUACCUACCCAUGCUCGCCCCCAGAUCCGCAAAUCCACUCACUCUAAAGCCAGUCAUCUCUCCCACUCAACAUUCACCAACCUAAAGACGCGCAGCGCCGUAUCAUAAACCCCUAGAACAUAUCGG